Messenger RNA from Quercus lobata, 447 nucleotides. RefSeq lists its product as uncharacterized. NCBI's taxonomy places the organism in Eukaryota, Viridiplantae, Streptophyta, Magnoliopsida, Fagales, Fagaceae. Bases 1 to 447 code for a protein of 148 amino acids. The transcript has a single exon. The record is from RefSeq and is a predicted model, not a curated record.
AUGGCAGAAAAUCCUAUAAGGCAUAAUCAAAACCUUUAUUGCCAAUACCAUCAAGACCAUGGACACACUACCGAGGAUUGCAGAAGCUUGUGGAACCAUUUAGACCAACUGGUUUGGGAAGGGAAAUUAAAGCAACUCUUGCAUCAUUCCAGUGGCCGGGGGAGCCAAACGGGUUCAAAGUUUUGGGAAAAUGCUUCUUCGAGACUCCCUCUAGGCAUGAUCAAUGUCAUAUUUGUUGCCUUAAGGAGGAAUGGAUCUUGCCCCUCCAGAGUCAUGUCAGUAUCUCGUUACCCAGUUGAGGAAUUCAGUUCAAUGCCGAAGAGAGUCAAGAUGGGCAUCCCACUGGUGUUAGGUUUUUUAAAUGAGGACAAACUUGGAACCAUACAACCGCACGAUGAUGCUUUGGUGGUUACACUUAGAAUUGGUGGGUACAAUGUGAAAGGGUGA